Molecule: messenger RNA, 2119 nt
Organism: Drosophila innubila
Lineage: Eukaryota; Metazoa; Arthropoda; Insecta; Diptera; Drosophilidae
Product: solute carrier family 52, riboflavin transporter, member 3-A
Exons: 3
Coding region: 501-1937 (478 amino acids)
Biological process (GO): riboflavin transport
Cellular component (GO): plasma membrane
Molecular function (GO): riboflavin transmembrane transporter activity
Source: RefSeq, a predicted model, not a curated record
CACAUCAAUAUUUAAAUAGCAAUGGCCAACGUAGUUCUUAAAUGUUACACGCGCCCUGCCAAAGAAGCAACUGGCUGUGAAGUUUAUAAUUUGGUAACAUUAACCAAAUUCACAAUUGCAUAACUACAAAAAUUAAAAUCCACAAUAUUUACAUUGUGUGUACAUUAGAAUUGGGAUUCCGAUAUAAAUUGGAUCAAUCAGAGUCAUUUCCAGAAAUCGAUAUACAAAAGCAACAGGCUUUCUUCGCUGGAAAUUUGCCGUUCAAUCUACAACUCUCAUGCUCUCAAUCAAUAGAAUUCCAUUGACCGCCAAUUAAGCCACGCUCCAAAUUGACAAACAAUUAAUGUUAAUGCUCUGUGAACUUGUCGUUUGGCAACUUAUCCCAUUGUAACAACCGUGCUCUAAAAAUACAACAAUACAAUCUAAUCACUCCAUCGGCAUAUUGAUCAUAAAUUUAAUAAGUAAAUCCAGCUAUAACUCUGACUAUUUGCUAGCCAGAAAUGUCUGGGAAUCACAAUGUUGCCCACUCUGGAGCAGUAUACGCCGUGCUCUCAACGCCGAACGACGCCCGAGCUGGAAAUCGGGAUUUUGGCAGAUGUGCCACAGACGAAUCCAGCGAGGUGAGUGCUUUGUUCAGGGGACGCAUUGUCAACAAGAUGGAGCCUAUAAAUGGCGUAUUCAAGAAUCGAAAUUGGAUUGUCGACCUGUUGGCCAUAUUUUUUGGCAUCGGCACUUGGCUAGGCGUGAAUGGAACCUUUAUACAGUUGCCAUUGCUCGUGAAUGAGGCGCCAGAAGGCUGGAGUCUGCCAUCCUACCUUAGUGUAAUGGUCCAAAUUGGAAAUCUUGGACCGCUGCUCUACACUGCCUUCCAAAAGUACUCUCCAUGGAAGCUGAACGAUGGCUGGACUAUCCAUGCAGUGCUCACCAUUGGAACAUUGUCCUGCCUGCUGACCGCGUUCUUUUACAACCAAACGGCAUGGUUGAUUGGCAACGAGCACAGCGUGGCCCUCUUCAUAUUGACCAUCUUCACAGCCCUCAAUGCCUGCACGAGCUCUGUGCUCUUCAUGCCCUACAUGGGCCGAUUCAAGGAGCAGUAUAUGGUCACAUACUUCAUUGGCGAGGGCCUGAGCGGACUCUUGCCCAGUGUUACGGCUCUAGUGCAGGGCAUUGGUAAUACAGGCAGCUGCGUCCUGGUGAACAUCACCGAGACUGGCGAGGAGAUCUAUGAGCAUGAGACCCAGCCGCCGCUCUUCGACACCAAGGUGUUCUUUUUGAUAUUAUUUGGACUGAUGGUGCUCAGCUAUAUUGGUUAUACGUUGCUUCAUGCUCUGCCAUUGGCGAGGCGGGAACAUGCCCAGGUUACAGUGAGUAAGGGCAAUAAAUAUGUGUAUGGCCAGGAUGACAAUCAGCCAAAGGUGGAUCAACUUAGCCGUGGCCAAUAUGUCGCUCUGCUUCUGUUGAUAGGAACAAUAUCACUAUUCAGCAAUGGCAUGUUUCCUAGCAUACAAUCUUACUCCAGUGCGCCGUAUGGAACGAAGGCGUAUCAUCUGUCCGCUACGUUGAGUGUCAUUGCCAAUCCGGUGGCCUGCUUUUUGGCCAUGUUUCUGCAUUUCACAUCGCUUCGUGUUAUCUAUGUGCUCUCAACACUGGCCGCACUCCUCACCAGCUAUGUGUUUACCACAGCAAUCCUAAGUCCAUAUCCGCCACUCUACGAUGAGACUAUUGGCGUGGUCCUGGUGGUUACAGCGUGGACGCUUGUGAUUGGAAUUGUUAGCUAUACAAAGCUCGGCAUUACGACUGUGAUGAGAGCCCAGGGAGGCCAGUCCCUGGUCUGGGUGGGAGCCAUUACUCAGUUUGGCUCCGCUAUUGGAGCCAUCUCAAUAUUUUUUGCAAUUAACUACACGCGGUUCUUUCAGGCCGCAGAUACGUCAUGCUGAGCAACGUGAUUUGUUAUCUUAUUACCUCGUAGACAAUUUUAUUAGUUUAUAGCUUAGUUUAUAGAAUUAAAAUUGAGAAUUUAUAACAAAUACUUGUACUUAAAUGAGUUAAAUUUUGAGCCUGAUAUACGAAUGUUCAUUUUUGAAAUGUUAAACUUGAAUUUAUAUAAGCAUCUCAAGCA